Molecule: messenger RNA, 1587 nt
Organism: Stereum hirsutum FP-91666 SS1
Lineage: Eukaryota; Fungi; Basidiomycota; Agaricomycetes; Russulales; Stereaceae
Exons: 3
Coding region: 1-1587 (528 amino acids)
Source: RefSeq, a predicted model, not a curated record
AUGUACACACUUCCACUCAUCCAAGAUCUCACAAUAGGGGAACGACGGCGCGAAGAUGUGGAGGUCGACAUCCCUGACGAACCGCCAGCAAAGCGUCAUCACCAGCGCCAUCUGACCUCCCCGCCGAAACCCAAGACAACUUUCUCCACAAAGUACUUGCUCAGGAACUCUAGAGAGCGUACACAAAGGGAUAUUGCAGCAACUGUUCCAGUACCAUCCCCAGCUCUCAUCCUCGUGAAGCGUCCACGCAAUGUUGUGGACGCUGGCAUCUCUGACAAACCGCAGGCAAAGCAUCACCACGAGCGCCAACUAACAUCCCCACCGCUGAAGCAUCAGACCCGAUCCUCGUCAAAGUCCCCCACCCCCAUUCAGAUUAUGCGUAUUCUUGACCCUGCCUCGGCUCCCAUCUCAGCCCCCACUUCGAUUGCUAUUCCAGUUCGUCCCUCAGGUGCCUUCCCUUUUCGUUUUUCAGUCGAGACCGCAAGCACAGCAUCGAAUCCCACGCAUCUGCCUUGGGAUCAACUCCCAGAAGCCACACGAAACCGUCUAUCCCCACAGUACGAUGGUCUUGUCUCUCGAGUCUGGGGCAGUCCGUUGGAAAUCUGGGGUGACACCUGGAUUGAUUACACUCAUGCUCUGGGUUUGUCGACUCGUGAAAAGCCUGAUGGUGUUCCUGAGGACGACUUACUCGAUAAGUUCCCCAACCUUCGUGCUGCUUUGCACGUUGCACAAGUCAAAUGUAAUUUCUACGAGCUCUAUCAUCACCCUUUGUUUUUCAAUGAUUUGGACGCGUCGAUCGAUGAAGCAUUGGCCGAAGUAGAACCCUUGUUCAUCCCCUCUGCGAUACUAUAUCUUUCGUCACACGGAAGGUCGUCAGCCUAUACCUGCGGGGAUCUACAUCCCCUCGCAAUCGAAAAAACCUCGUGCGACGGCCACAACUAUUAUCGUAUAGAGCGUAACUUUGUUGAGAGGAGGUCUUACCGGGUCGAGGACAUAGGACUAGGUACCUUGAGCCUCUUGCGUGAGCUCAGCGCCUACUGGGGCUUCUAUUUCGCGUACUCACCGAACAAGACGGCGGAAGAAGCUCGCGCGAGCCAGAUGUCCCAAGAUUUAAUCCUCGCUACUCAAGAGCUCGGGUCGAUCAUGGGCACUGCGACUCGCAGCCACGAACCAGAAUCCUACCACACCGCCUUGGCCCAUCGCUGCUUCUAUGCGCUCUACCUCACCCGUAUUAUCGUCCUCUCCAGAUUUCUAGAAUGUUUGCCUCGAGACAUAGACUCAGAGUAUGCACGUGCUGGAUGGGCCGUAUUUCAGCAUGCUCCACCUCGUAUGCCGGAUGGCGACGACGUAUUUUCCGCGACCUAUCGUCAUGUCACGAGAGCCCGCGGUUCUGUCUUUGACCUCAGGCGGACGGUCAAAGCUCGAUUUCGUGCGCUGGCCAAGAGCAAUCGGCGUCUUUCCAUCAAGCUGCCAUUCCAUCUCGCAGUCGACGAGGUCGAAGCUCCUAUUUCCCGAAACCGCUCAAGCAGUCACCGUCCCGCCUGCUCCCGCCUUAGUGUCAGUGCCCUGUUUGAUAAAGCUCUUUAA